Messenger RNA from Phlebotomus papatasi, 2759 nucleotides. RefSeq names its product arf-GAP with coiled-coil, ANK repeat and PH domain-containing protein 2 (gene CenB1A). NCBI's taxonomy places the organism in Eukaryota, Metazoa, Arthropoda, Insecta, Diptera, Psychodidae. Gene Ontology annotation, molecular function: protein binding; GTPase activator activity. The record is from RefSeq and is a predicted model, not a curated record. The transcript has 8 exons. Gene Ontology annotation, cellular component: cytoplasm. Bases 209 to 2599 code for a protein of 796 amino acids.
AGUGGGGAAUUUAGCCUUUCAACAAAAUUUUGUUGUCAAACUCAGUCGUCGUCUUUUUCUGAGAAAAGUAGGGAGCGCGUAGUGAAAAAGAAGCAAUGAAUUGACAGUGAGAGAGAAAAUAUUCAAACAAUUAAUCAUCCACGAGAGAUCUCAAGCUAAAGAGUGUUUAGAGUUUUUCCUGCGUGUUUUGCGACGUGGAUUUUCCGCCAUGAAGUCAAAAAUUGAUUUCAAUGAGGCUCUCAAAGAUUCCCCAACUUUCCGGUCAGUAUUGGAUGAUGAAGAGAAUGACAUCGAGCAUUUGGAGCAGAAGAUUGAGCGUGUGCUGAAGAUGUGCACCACUGCUGUGGAUUCAGGCAAGGAAUAUGUUAAGAACAAUUCCGCCUUUGCCACUUCCCUGUGGGAUCUCCAGAGGCACUUUAAGGACGACAGGACGUCACAUAGUGCCCUGGAGAAGGUAAUCCAUUGUCUCCAGGAGAUGAAUAAAUUCCACACAAUCCUGCUGGAUCAGGCAAGUCGAACUGUCCUGAAGAAUCUCACAUCUUUCAUCAAAAGUGAGAUCAAAGAAGUCAAGGACUACAAGAAUCUCUUCCUGAAAGUCUCAGAGAAUCUCGAUGGGGCACUUCAGAAGAAUGCCCAAGUGAACAAGAACAAACCAACGGACGUUCAGGAGACAGAAAAUUAUCUUUCAGCCACAAAAUCUUGCUUCCAGCAUACAGCCCUGGACUACGUCAAUAUUCUCACGAUGCUCCAGGCCAAGAAGAAACCCGAAAUACUCUCCACACUCCUCAGCUACGUUCAAGCCUGUAGCACUUACUAUCAUCAGGGUUCAGACUUGUGUGAGGAUUUUGAUCCAUAUUUCAAGGUGUUGGCCGAUGAUAUUUGUACAAUGCGCUCAGAUUGUGCAACUCUGGAGAAGACAAUGCAGAAUCGCCAUGCGUCUGUGACCAACUUCGAUCAGGGACACACUGAGGGGUACCUCUUCAAGAGAACCUCCAAAGGUUUCAAAACAUGGAAUCGUCGAUGGUUCUACAUCUCGGGCAAUCAGCUGCUUUAUCGAAAGAGAAAUGGAGAAGAGAGUCCCACCGUUAUGGAGGAAGAUCUCAGUAUUUGCACCGUUCGACUGGCCAAUGAGUGCGACCGCCGUUUCUGCUUUGAGGUGAUUUCUCCCACGAAAAGCCAUAUGCUCCAGGCAGAUUCAGCUGAUUCCCUAAAAGCCUGGUUCUGUGCUCUUCAGAGUGGAAUUGGAGCGGCAAUUCAGAAUAACAAUUCCAAAUCUCUCUUAACAUCAUCCAGUUCUGACCCUUCAAAGCCCUCCGGGGACACUAAAAAGGUCAACUGGGAGUAUUUUCUGACGAUUCCUGGCAACAGUGCUUGCUGCGACUGUGGCCAUCCUCAGCCCAAAUGGGCGUCUAUCAAUUUGGGCAUCACACUCUGCAUCGCCUGUUCGGGUAUUCAUCGUAGUCUGGGAGUGCACUACAGCAAAGUGCGCUCCCUGACGCUGGAUGCGUGGGAGCCGGAGAUCAUUAAGGUGAUGACAGAACUUGGCAAUGGGGUAAUUAAUCGGAUUUACGAGGCCAAUGCCGAGAACUGUGGAGGGGUUGAGAGAGCCACGGAAAAUUGUGACAUUUCCGUGAGGGAGGCCUGGAUUAAGGCAAAGUAUGUUGAGAGGCGCUUUGUGGCCUCACUGACUUCCAUUACGGAUGCUCUCUGUGCUGAAAGUGCACGUAGUUUUGGAACAACAAAUCGCCGUGGCAAGGCUUUUCAGGCUGCCAGGUGGAGCGUGAAGAAGCUGAGACGUCGUCAGAAGUCGUCUUCGUUGAAAGUUACACCAUCGCCAGAGACCCAAUCGGGUGAAUCGUCAUCGGGUCAUGAGGAACACAGUGAGCAAGAUGAGGAGGAAGAGGAUUGUAAUGAGGACAAGGAUGAUGGAGAUGAAAAGCAAGCGGUUAAGGUUGAUGUGGUAUUUGGGGAGAAUCUCAGUGAACCCCUAAAUCAGGCAUCUUUCUGCCUGGAUUCGGACGAUGAGUCAGUGAAUGAUGAGGAACAGACGCAGGACAAUGAAGACAUUCACAAGCUCAAUCCGGAUGUUUUGCUCUACAAAGCAGCUCUUGUUCACAAUUUACCGGUGAUGAGUCAAGCUCUGGCUCUGGGGGCUCAGAAGAACUGGACAAAUCCUGAUGAUCUCGACAGGACGGCACUCCAUGAAGCUGUCUUAUCCGGCUCAGUGAUGGCGUGCGAAUUUCUUCUGUUGAAUGGUGCUGACAUUAAUGCCAAAGAUCGCAACGGAUAUACGCCUCUGCAUCUGGCCACAGAGAAUGGCAGCACAGCUCAGGCGUAUCUGUUGCUCAAGAAUAGGGCCAAAUAUGAUAUUGUGACGGCAGAGGGGAAGCAAGCCAUCGACAUUGCCGUAGAUAGUGCCAAUGCUGACAUCGUCACUCUUCUUCGAUUAACAAAGUUGAAUGAAGAAAUUGGCAUGUCGGAGCAAGGAGUGGGCGGUGACGAAACUUACAACGAUGUGAUGAAGGACUUCUCCCAUUUUGCUAUAAAUCAACCGCAUCGUCUGCAACGUUCCAAGGUGGACGGGCAAGAGGCGGAGUGAAAACUCAACACUGAAGAAUCUCGUAUGUUAUUCCACUAACUGUAUUUGUAAUUAUUGUGUUUUUUCUCAUUUUCUAAUUAUUUACUGUUUAUACAAUUUAUUCUAUAUACAAGAAAAAAAUGUUGUUCCAAUUGAGGAUUAAAGUGAAAGAUUAAGAAGA